Sinocyclocheilus rhinocerous is the source of this 877-nucleotide messenger RNA. RefSeq names its product ribose 5-phosphate isomerase A (ribose 5-phosphate epimerase) (gene rpia). The transcript is spliced from 8 exons. Gene Ontology annotation, cellular component: cytoplasm. Lineage: Eukaryota; Metazoa; Chordata; Actinopteri; Cypriniformes; Cyprinidae. Gene Ontology annotation, molecular function: ribose-5-phosphate isomerase activity. The record is from RefSeq and is a predicted model, not a curated record. Bases 244 to 867 code for a protein of 207 amino acids. Gene Ontology annotation, biological process: D-ribose metabolic process; pentose-phosphate shunt, non-oxidative branch.
UUAUCUGACAGCUGAUAUGUUGAGCGUCCUUUAAUAUCUGUUCAGUUAAGCUUCUCUAAUAUCCCUCUGCUCGUGCACAUAUGUUAUUGAGGCACGCAUCUCGUUGUGUUGGUCGUGGAGGCGCUGUGUGAUGAGGCCGCGGAGGAGGUGGGUUGAGUUUGCGGUGAGCAGCAGAUCUCUCCUCCUCUCUCCGCCGGGGAAACAACAGUGUGUAGCGGCAGCAGGCGGCACCACGGCACUCUAAUGGCUGAAGAGGCCAAAAAACUGGCAGCUUAUGCUGCUGUGGACAACCACAUACAGAAUAAUCAGGUAGUUGGAGUGGGCAGUGGCUCAACUAUCGUCUAUGCUGUGGAUAGGCUGGCUGAGAGGGUCAGACAGGAGAAGCUGAAUAUCGUGUGUGUUCCCACGUCUUUUCAGGCCCGUCAGCUGAUUCUGCAGCACGGUCUCACUUUGUCUGAUUUAGACAGGCAUCCUGAGCUGGAUGUAGCGAUUGAUGGAGCCGAUGAGGUUGAUGCUGCUUUGACGCUGAUUAAAGGAGGAGGAGGAUGCUUAACCCAGGAGAAGAUUGUAGCUGGCUGUGCCAAACACUUUAUUGUCAUUGCAGACUAUAGAAAGGACUCGAAGGCUCUGGGGCAACAGUGGAAGAAAGGUGUGCCGGUGGAGGUCAUUCCCAUGGCGUAUGUGCCUGUGUCCAGAGCCAUUGCCCGGCGCUUUGGAGGAGAGGCUGUGCUGAGGAUGGCAGUCAGUAAAGCUGGUCCAGUGGUUACUGAUAACAGUAACUUCAUCCUGGAUUGGAAGUUUGAGCAUGCAGAGAACUGGAAAGAAGUCAACACAGCCAUCAAGAUGAUCCCAGGUCAGUACAGAUGAAAACCUUUUC